This is a messenger RNA of Spodoptera exigua (beet armyworm), 3664 nucleotides long. The record is from the annotation of a GenBank genome assembly. NCBI's taxonomy places the organism in Eukaryota, Metazoa, Arthropoda, Insecta, Lepidoptera, Noctuidae.
UGUUACUAAGUUAUAUCAUUUGGUACUAAAAUAUCACGUAUACAGUGCUAUUAUCAUCCAACUGUAGUUAAUAUAAAACAAAUUUCGUGAUAACACACCCUACAACUGAUAACACCAUGUAAAAUAUUAACAGUAUAAUAAUCAAAUGUGUCUCCUCGUAUAUAAAGUCAUUUAACGAAGCUAGCCAGCUCAUAGCACAUUAUGCGUUAAAUGUGUUAAGAACUUCUAAAAUGUCGUUCUUAUAUAUUACUCUCGGAUUAAGUGCAUUGGUUUACGCGUUAUACUACUAUUUCACAAGAACAUUCAACUACUGGAAGAGCAGAAAUGUUCCCGGACCUGAACCAAUCCCAUUCUUCGGGAACAUCAAGGAAUCAGUUCUACGACAGAAGAAUAUAGGAGUCGUAAUACAUGACAUCUACAAGGCGUUUCCAAAUGAAAAAGUCGUUGGACUUUAUAGAAUGACUUCUCCUUGCCUCCUCGUUCGAGACUUGGAAAUAAUAAAACAUAUCAUGAUCAAAGACUUCGAGGUGUUCACGGAUCGUGGAGUGGACUUUAGCAAACAAGGAUUGGGACAAAAUUUGUUCCACGCUGAUGGAGAAACCUGGACGGCUUUGAGGAAUAGAUUCAGUCCUAUUUUCACCACAGGUAAACUAAAAAAUAUGUUCUACCUAAUGAAUGAAGGAGCUGACUCGUUUGUGGACUAUGUCAGUACAGAAUGUCAAUCAAGACAAGAGUUCGAAGUCCAUCUUCUCCUGCAAUCAUAUACUGUGUCUACAAUUUCCGCCUGUGCUUUUGGAGUAAGCUAUGACAGCCUCCAGGACAAAAUGGAGGCCUUGAAACUAGUAGAUCAAGUAAUUUCAUCACCAAGUUACAUCGUCGAGUUAGAUAUGAUGUAUCCAGGACUCUUGCGAUCUCUAAACCUUUCUCUUUUCCCCAAAGUUGUAAUGAAAUUCUUCGAAAAUCUUGUCGACAAUAUUAUUACUCAGAGGAAUGGUAAACCAUCAGGAAGAAAUGAUUUCAUGGAUCUCAUAUUAGAACUUCGUGAAAAGAAAGAAGUUAACAGUACGAAAUUUGGGCACAGUGGCAAAACUCUAGAAAUAACGUCUGAUGUGAUUGCGGCUCAAGCUUUUGUAUUCUAUGUCGCCGGGUACGAGACUAGUGCUACUACAAUGGGCUACAUGUUGUACCAACUAGCCAUGAACCCAGACGUCCAGAAGAAGUUGACCGCGGAAAUUGAUGAAGUAAUCCAAGCAAACAAUGGACAAGUAACAUACGAAACGAUUAAGGAAAUGAAGUAUUUGAACAAAGUGUUCGAUGAGACUCUACGAAUGUACUCAAUUGUAGAACCUCUGCAGAGGAAAGCUGUAAGAGAAUACAAAGUGCCCGGGACUGAUUUGACUAUAGAGAAGGACACGAUAGUACUUGUGUCGCCAAGAGGUAUUCACUAUGAUGAGAAGUAUUACGAUGAUCCUGAAGUAUUCAACCCUGAGAGAUUUGACCCGGAGGUGGCGGGCAAUCGUCAUCCAUGCGCUUACUUACCAUUUGGAAUUGGACAACGAAACUGUAUCGGUAUGCGGUUUGGCAGACUUCAAUCUCAAUUAUGUAUAACGAAGCUGUUGUCCAAAUUCCAAGUGGAACCGUCUAAGAACACUGCCAGGAACUUGGAGGUUGAACCGCACCGUGGUAUCAUCGGUCCAAAGGGAGGAAUACGUCUGAACGUUAUACCCAGAAAAAUAAAAUCUUAAAAACUAGUUUGUACCGACCGAAAAAUAUCCAGAAUCGAGACUGCAUAAAGGAAAAUGUAUCUAUUGGGUUGUGUAAAAUAAUGUUGUUAAUAUUUUAUUGUAGGUUACAAUGUGUCAAUCGACACAGGAAAGUAAGGGAGAGAAAAAAUUGAAUUAAAGUCAGUCUUAAUUUUCACUCGUCCGUUGUUGAAGAGAAAAAAACGUUGAGAUCUAAAUAUCUAUAAAAGAUAAAGCUUUAAUUGUUAAAAAAAAUAACUAAUACUUCUCAAUACGCGUUUUUAGUUAGGUGAGUUAUUGUAAAGUCUGGAAAGAAACACCAAUUUAAACUCAAGGUACCUUUUGGCGAACGAAAAUGAAUGAAAUUUGUCUAUUUUUUUUAAUAAUGAUAGUAUGUGAGGUUACCUAAACAAAGAGCUAUCGUAACUCAUUAUUAUGUAAGUCUUAAUAAAAAAAAUAUGUAUAUUUGAUAUAAUAAUCUUACCGGAUUAUGAGACUGACAACGUGAAAAGAUACGGUAGAUAAGUUUGUUACUUUUAUUUGUAUAAAAAAGGCGUUACUAUUAUCUUACAUUGUCGAUUGUUUAAUGUUUUGAUAAUGUAUGUGUCUGCGUGUGUGUGUGUUUGCGAAUGACAUUACCACAUUCAUAGUUAAUUGUCAGGUUUAAGGAAAAUGCAUGUUGCCUAUCUAUCUAUACUGAUAUUAUAAAGCUGGAGUUUGUUUGUUUAUUCACACUAGUCUCAUGAACGAUUGGUUCGAAUUUAAUUAUUAUUUUGUUGUUCAAUAGAUUAUUUAGCGAGGAAGCCAGCGGGUGAAACCGCUGUCGAAACAUAUUGUAUUGUAUAUCUAAAAGAAAGAAAAGAAACCAUUGCAGUUAUUGUAAAUAUUUAGUUUUAAACUUUUGUAAUGGUAUGUAAAUUGUUAAUUGUAAACUAUGUUAUAAAAAUAAAUACCUACAUUAAUAACUUUAUUUGUUUUUCUUUUAAAAUUAAAAUUAAAAUAUAUUGUCUUAUUACUGCAAAUAUGUUUGUGCUAUAAAGUAUAAGGUUCUGGAUCGAUAACACUAUUAACUCAUAGCGAUAUUAUUUAAAGGACUGAUACAUUAUUGAUAUGUUCAUUAUUUUAAAAACAAGUACAAAAUGUGUAAUUUUUGUUUUCAUGAGAUUAAAAUUAUAUCUUUGUAACUAAGUUGUGGUUUUGACUGCACGGUUGGUGCGGUGGCUGGGCACCUGGCUGCCGUGCAACACUUUGUGUGAUCUACAAAUACAGGUUCUGGGUCUGGGUGUCAUGUGUAUGUGAAAUUGUAUGUUUGUAACUGCACCCUUGAGAAAAUCCUAGUGUGGAGCAACGUUUUUUUAUAUAAAAAGUGGUCGAUCGGUCGAAAAAGUGACCGCCAAACUAGGAUUCUUCUGAAUUCUUGGGAGAGGAAAAUCAUCAAAUGACUCCUCUCGAAGUGUCAAAUUCUUACUGACCAAAACCUGCUUUUAGCAGUCAUAGCAGAUAAAUUUAAUUUUUUAAUUUCCAAAAAAUCUUUUCCUGGUCCUGUUACUACCCAGCCCCUUAAAACUUGUUAGGGUAUGUAAAAUGUAAUAUAAAAACAACACCAUGACUGGUAAAAACAGUUGCACACCUCUGCGUUGCCCUGGGGGGAAAACAGUGAUCGUGAUAAAAAUAAUCUUGUAAUCACAACCACUUAGAACGAUAAUUUAUAUUAUUAAUCCGUACAAGUUUUCACUUAGGUAUCUUAGUAAUCAAAACUCUCUUUUGGUAUACAAAGGGUAGUUAUUUAAAGAAUAUUUUAAAAUCGUCGUGGUUUGACAAAACUAUACAUUCAUCAUCAACAGCCCCUAAUUGCCACCAGUCAAAUGUCGACGCCAGGCGGGUUAGCAAAUAAAAUUAAAUGUACGUAAUGUACUUUUUUU